Aegilops tauschii subsp. strangulata is the source of this 805-nucleotide messenger RNA. RefSeq lists its product as uncharacterized. The record is from RefSeq and is a predicted model, not a curated record. Lineage: Eukaryota; Viridiplantae; Streptophyta; Magnoliopsida; Poales; Poaceae.
CUCCAAGACCGGUUGGAAGAGAAGGUUCCAAAAGUGUGUCUGCCCCAUAAUUUGCAGUGAAAAUUGGUUAGCUGAUGAUCUGUUUCAGGCAUCUUUGGACCAAAAGUUGCACCAAUAAAUCGAGCCUGCUGGAUCCAGUCGGGGAGACGGGUGUGCCACACUGCACAACCACCAUUCAUUUAUAAGCUGGCCUCAAGAAGUUGCUUCCAUUUAUAAGCUCGUGGUCGUAGUGGGGUUCGCAGGAAAUAUGGACAGAGAUCAGGCGCGCGUCUCUCUGCUUGUAGUUGGAGCGCUGCUCACCGGCACUGUGAUUGCAGUGCUCGCAGCCGGUCCAGCCGCCGGCGACACCAGGGCCGGGCCUGGGCUAGCCGGCAGCAUGGGCACCGCCUACAGAGUCGACGCGGCUACGGCGCCGCAGAAGCUCACACCGGUGGUGCACCGUCGCGUGCUCGCCAGCCUCGGCAGCUCGGUCUUCGACCCUAACAGGCCGGCAUGCAUCGGCCAGUGCGGGGGCGCCGGGCAGCCGUACACCGGCCGGGGAUGCGUGCGGGCGUACCAGUGCCGCGGCUAGCGCUAAGUUAGCACCGCAUCUGACAAGACGCACCGACGCAAGUUCACUCGAUGGCAUGCCGCUAAACUUGUACGCAUCCCGAAUAGUACGUGCGUACACCCGUUGGUAGUUGUUAUAGUACUAGUUGGAUUGGCCGUAACUCGCAAGUGAUUGAUCCUUGUACGUGAUAAAUUUGUUAUUGUUGCUUGGUGUAAAAUGUUCUCAUGUCUAAUGCUAGAUUGUACGUUAUUCCUA